Messenger RNA from Penicillium olsonii, 4200 nucleotides. NCBI's taxonomy places the organism in Eukaryota, Fungi, Ascomycota, Eurotiomycetes, Eurotiales, Aspergillaceae. The record is from the annotation of a GenBank genome assembly.
AUGGGAAGUGGAUCUGGCCAGCGGCCGCUUUCCGAAGUGAGUCCCAUGGCCCAGAGGCGCAACUCGCCAAGCUGGAACCAAGUCACCAAGAUGCCCAACGGGGAAUCACCCGCAUACGAUGUUUCAUCCUUGAAUAGCAAAGCUUCACCACGCCUCUUCUGGAAGGGCCGCGAUUCUCCCUCACCAUUCUCCAAGGGAGUCGAGAACAAGGCGCCAUAUGACCCCGAAGGAUCAUAUUUCCCGUCAAAGCGAGCAUCACUCGAGAACCUGAAACGCGUGUCCAAGGUCAAGAACCACAGUUUCCUGGAAGGAAGUCAAGAAUACGACCCGGCAUCAGUAACUCUUCCACAUAGGCCAUUGGCAUCUGAGCGGUCUCCCCAACGAGAUAGUCAGAUGAAUAUUGCCAAGUCACAACUUCACGAGGAUAUGGCCCAGUUUGGUCGCCCACCUUCCCCAAGCAAAGACCAAGGAUCUCCAGGCAAAUCAUCACUAUCAAAGGGUAGCCGAUUUGGAAAAGGAUUUGACCCUCAGCAUGACAUCUGGUCCGAAAAUGGAAGCUUGGGACAUAGACAUGCCAAGAGCGUCACAUUCGAUCAUGCGCCCCCUCAAGUUAACGAAUAUGUAAUGACAACGCCCGAUCCAUCCUCAAUCGCCUCUGGAUCGCGCGAAAAUAGCUACGACUCUGAAGAGGAGGGAGAUAUCAGCUUCGACCAAGAGUCAUCCUUCGAACGUGACGAUAGCUUCGAUGCUUCGUUGGAAGACAUUGAAAAGACCCCUGUGGUGCUGCCUGAAGACUGGCGGUCCAUGAGCCCCGACUCUCACGACGAGGAGGAUUCGUUCGUUGAUCACGUCGAAAAUGAUAACGCCGAGGAGCGACCAGUCUCACGCGAAGGCGGAGGCACUCGACGAACGCGUGUGGAGUCCCUGGACUCUAACGGCGAGCGCCGUCCCCUUCCCCCUUUGCCAUCGCUGAACCGUAUGUCGGGCGCGCGCCCUUCGUCGGCAGGGAACAUGUCCUCCGCGUUCGAGCUGGGGAGUGGCAGCCAGCGUGGACUUCCUGCACACCCGGCUGCUGCAUCAUUUAAUAAAUCAGACAUUGGCGGUGCUGUCUCUUUGGAGGAUCGACUUCGUCUUAUGAUGCUCCAAGAGAAGAACCCAGAUGAGAACCAUGACAACGACCAAAAUACCGAAGGUCCCUUGGAGCUUCCUGAGCCGGACGAUGAUCCAACCCCAACUAAUGGCGUCGGCGACAAUGAGGAAAACAAGGACAUCUUCUUUUCUCCCCCAAGAAUAUCGCGCGACUCGAUUCUCCGUGGUAUCCGCAAGGGUGACAGCUACGAGGAAGAAGACAGCUUCGACGAAUCCCAACUUGCAUCCAGCCCUAAUCCUUAUGAACAUUACGACCCUGACGUCCCCAUUCCAUCCUUGGAAAAUGACGACAAUGAUGACUCUAGCAUAAUCGUGAAGCAAGAAGACCAGGAAGAGGAAGAGGACCUCUACUCUAUCUCAGGUUACUACCAAAACUCGUCUGACAACAGCCUGUCAUCCCGUGAUCAGCGGGCCAAGUACGACGAGGACAGCAAUUACUCGUUGCGCUCUGCCGCUGAAGCGGCUGAAGCGGCUGAUCGCGCUCAGGCAGGCAAUGAGAACCAAAGCCACGGCUCCGGCCAGACUACGCCCACGCGCGUUGAACAUGAUGUCGAAAAGCCAAUUGAGUUUACGGACGACAGUGAAAACAAGGAGAACCAGCCGGAGCCUGACAACAAAUCUUUUGAUAUGUCGUCGGUGAGCCAAGCCUUGGCACGUCCUGUAACCCCAGUGAUGCAUGAUGAGGAAGGCUCUGAGCCCUCGACACCCGACUCUGUCAUCCGCCACCCAGUGGAAGAAGACGAUGAAGACGAGGAAUAUGAUGACCGGGAUGAAGAGAACCCUGAGCAGGGACAACUCAAGCCAGAAGACCCCGAGGAGGAGCAAACCGAACACUAUGAAAGCUCAUCCGAUGAGUCUGUGCCUGACCCUGUCGCUACCAUCAGGGCCCCAGGCGCUGGCCUGAAGACUCGCCCCUCUCUUACUCCUGCGGAUAUGCAAUCGAUGGCUGCCACCCGUCGUAAGAUCAGUGGGCAGCAUAUCCCUCCAGUUCCCCCAUUGACAAAACAGCACUCAAAUGAAUCAUCUCACUCCGAUGAAGACCAGAAGCCUACUGAGUCACCUCCCAAGCUGGCGCUGUCGGGUGAUUUCGCCCAGCGCCAGAGCAGCUUGAUGCAACUCGACAUCCCCUUCAGCAUCCAGGAAGAGAGCCUUGGAUCUGGUCUUAACAAGGAGUUCGACCGUGUCAUUGAAACCCAAAAGGUAGCGUUCCACCUCGCUCUUUCCCAAUCAGAGUCUUCCCGAAGCAAUCACCCCAAGGACCCCGUCGAAAGAGGAAAUAGACCCCCAGCUAAUGCCCGAACCCAACAGCGAGGAUACCUGAUGAGACAGAACACCAAGGUCAUCAUCGCCAGCAGUCGAAACGAGGAAGAACCUAUGCCAUCCCCGGAGCAAACCGCACAGGACCCUCGGGGCACCCGCUCAGCUGGAUCUUCUCCGCGCAAGCCCAGCCAGCAAACCUGGACCACAGUGCCGUGGAAUGGCAGCCCCCGCCGCGCAAGUAUCAAGGCCACCGGAAUACCCAAGAAGAAGCCCGUCCCAGGAGUUGGUGGCGUGCCCCCUCUUCCUGGACAGGCUAGUGCCGUACAGGAGGCUCCGGCGACCAUUGAAGAGAACGAACCAGCGAUUUCAGAGUCGUUUGAAGAAGGCGAGGAGCGAGGCCGCUUAUUCGUCAAGGUUGUUGGUCUCAAAUAUUGUGAUCUCCCUCUGCCCCGAGGCGAGCGCUCUUACUUUGCCUUGACUUUGGAUAACGGCCUGCAUUGUGUUACCACAUCAUGGUUGGAGAUGGGCAAGUCCGCUCCAAUUGGCCAGGAGUUCGAACUCAUAGUCCAGAAUGAUCUGGAGUUCCAAUUGACUCUGCAAAUGAAGAUCGACGAGUCCAAGUUCCAAACACCAGAGCCCCAAGCCUCACCCUCUCGCCAGAAGACCUCGGCCCUCAGCCGAGUCUUUGCGUCUCCACGACGCCGCAAGGAACUUGACAUCAAGCAGCAAAUGCAGUCCCAGCAGCAGAAGGCCAAGGAUGUCAAUGCCCCUGUCUACGACCGACUUCGCAACCUCGUCGCGCGCGAUGGCAGCUUCGGUCGUGCCUAUGUUGCACUGAGCGAUCACGAACAGCAGGCAUUUGGUCGCCCACACAUCGUCGAUGUUGCUUGCUUCAAUGAAUGGGCCGUUGAAGAACAAAUGAGCAGUGUCAAGAGCAAGAAGAGUGCGACGAGCGUGAACACACAGCGCCGUCCACCCUACAAGAUUGGCAAACUCGAAGUCCAGUUGCUAUUUGUGCCUAAACCUAAGGGUAGCAAGGAUGAGGAUAUGCCGAAGAGCAUGAACGCGUGUAUCCGUGAGAUGCGUGAUGCCGAGAGUGUCUCCGCUCGCUCUUGGGAAGGCUUCCUAUCCCAGCAAGGUGGAGACUGUCCGUUCUGGCGACGUCGCUUCUUUAAGCUUCAGGGCUCCAAACUGACAGCUUAUCACGAAACCACCCGCCAGCCUCGCGCGACGAUCAACCUAGCUAAAGCCUCAAAACUGAUCGAUGACCGAUCCUCUCUCCUCCAGAAGGAGACCAGCACAAGGAACGGUGGACGCCGCAAGUCUGCCUUUGCGGAGGAGGAGGAUGGCUACAUGUUUGUUGAAGAAGGAUUCCGCAUCCGAUUCGGCAAUGGCGAAGUAAUCGACUUCUAUGCGGACAGUCCCGCCGAAAAAGAUGGCUGGUUGCGAGUAAUGUCUGAAGCCGUUGGCAAGGGCUCUACUUCUGGUGGCGGGUCCAUCAAGCCCUGGGCCGAUCUUGUGCUCAAGCGCGAGCGUGCCAUGAAGUCCAAGACUGAAACCAAGAGUGAGGCCUCUGAGCGUCGUCCGGCCAGCUCAAUCCCUGCUCCAAGCGCUGCUCCCCCCUCCCCCGUGCGAGACAGGAACAGUGUUCUGACGGGACCUCCAUCCUCUGCGGGGUCCGGGGCGCCGGCGCCCCAGUCCCCCCGCCCUCGCCACAAACACACCUACUCCCAACCCGAGAUGGGCUCUGCCGACGCUCGUCGCCAGAAGACUCGCUCGCUCAUGUUCUGA